AUGUCUAGCAGCAAGGAUGGCAGCAAAGGCAUGGGGCGGCGGCUUGCCAAGCUGGCCAAGCCCGCACCGGUUCCCUUUGGCAGGGACCCACGGCUGUCCCGUUACGUCAGCACGCGUGCUUUCAACCGCCCAGAGGGCUUGGGGGUCCAGGAGGUGCUGCGGGGGCUGUCAGAGGCAGUGCGGUCCAACGACAAGAAUGCGCGGCAGCAGCUGGGGGGGCUGCUGCUGCGACUCUUCUUCUUCGAGGAGCUGCCGCCAGAGUCCAUGCAGCUGGUGGUGCCGCUGUUCCAGGCUCAGGGCAAGGAUGUUCGGGCGUUGCGCAGCCUCUACUACCUGGCUGAGGCAUACGUGUGCUGCGGGUCGGCGGGCACGCCCACGCUGUAUGAUCCCACGCUGGCGGGGAGGCGGCCGGACGAGAAGGCGCUGCAGGCGGUGCUGGGGGAGGUGUGGCGGCUGCUAGAGUCGCCCACGCUGGACCCGGCGGUGGCACGUGCAACCUUCUUCCUGGCAGCCGCUGCCGCACGCAACAACCCGGCUGCCCGCAAGCAGCUGGUGGCCCAAGUGCAGCGGGCCAUCUCCGCAGCCGACGAGCAGGCUUCCGCGGGCCCGCUGGGCAAGACGCCGCGCCGCUCUGCCGCCACGGACUGGGACCUGCAGCACACCGCGUUUGCCACCAGCCGGCUGGCGGGCACCACCACCGGCGCCGACGAGAUCAGCCGCUCGUUCGCUGUGGGGGUGGGCAGCGGGGACGCGGUGGGGGCGAGGCACGCCCUGGCGCUGGGGUUGGAUGUUGCCUACCGGGAUGCCGGGUACGUGGUACGGGAGAUGUACCAGGCAGUGGCGGAUGCCUCGCAGCAGUACGAGGCCUCCGGCCCGGGGCCGGUGGCCACCCCAGGCCAGGGCGUGAACCUGGAGGACAGCUUUGCGCGGCUGCACUUGGCCCGCCUCUGCGCCGCCGUGGUGCACUCCGACCAGUCGGCCACCGAUGUUUCGCGCGACGGCGCGCCCUUCUGGCACAUGCUGUGCCUGCUGGCCACUCGCGACCCAGCCGACUUGGUGCGGUUUGGCGCCAUCGAGGCGAUGACGGGCGUGGCGGCGGCGGCCGGCGCUGCGCUCAACUCCAGCAAGCCGGGCAGCAGCCGGGAGGACACGGUGCAGCGGCAGCGGCGCGGCCGGGCCUGGCGCCUGCUGGUGGCGCAGGCGGGCAUGCAGGUGACGGUGCCUGGCGCCACAGACAAGGGCGCCAUGAAGCUGGUGGACGUGCUGGGCCGCCUGCUGGUGCUGGCGCUGCGCAAGGCGGGCGGCAGCGCGGCGCGCUUCUGCGUGGCGGCGGCCGCCGUGGCGUCGCUGGCGGAGUCGUGCCUGGCCUCCCAGACUGUUGGCUCCACCCGCCACGGCAGCAGCCCCGACGUGGACCGCGUGCUGGGGGUGCUGGCAGGGGAGCUGGGCGGGCUGGUGGAGGCCAGCCUGCCCGCCGCGGAGCGGUGCGCCGUCAUCGAGGCGCUGCUGUACCUGCAGGCGGCGGGGUAUGCCACCAGCUUCACCCCCGCCAAGCUGGUGCAAGCCGGCGGCAGCGGCGGCGCGGCGUGGCCAGGCGGCAUGCAGGACGCGCUGCUAACGGCCGUGCUCAAGUGCGCCAAGGCCAAGCCCAAGCAGGCCACCACUUUCCUGGGGUAUGCCACCGCGGUGGUGGGCAUCGCCCCCUCCGGCAUCGACCUGGCCAAGAUCACAGACCUGUGGGACGCGGCGGUGGCUGCCGGGCGCGAGGGCCGGGCCGCGGUGCUGGCUGUGGUGAUGGCGGCGCUGGCCAGCCCCCCGCCGCCCAGCACACAGGCGCGAGCGGGCAGCAGCGGCGGGGAGGUGACGUGGGCGGCGAGGGAGGAGGAUGGCUGGAACUCCUUCGUGUCCACGGCGGCCUGGUGGCUGGGAGAGAACGCCAACACGCUGUGCGAGGAGUGCUGCGGCCGCAAGCUCACCCCGACCGCCAUCCCCGCCAGCAUGCGCGCCGCCGCGGCGGCGGCCAUGGCAGCGGCGGGCCCCAAGGCUGCGCCAGGCAGCGACGGCGAGGAUGGGGCGGCAGGCGCGGCAGACGGGGAGGAUUCGGAGGACCGGGAGGCGGAUGCGGCCGCUGCUGCCGCCGCCGCAGCCGCGGCGGCGUCGGCGGCGGAGCUGCUGCAGGAGUUUGGGGGGCGCAGCCCCACCCUUAGCCGCAUCAUGCUGGCACUCCAGGACCUCAUGGUCACCGCCGUGUGGCAGCUGCGCCUGGCGGCGGCGCAGGCGCUGGCCAAGAUUGCGGUGCGGUCGGGCGAGCCGUACCGCCUUCAGUGCUACAGCAUCCUGGCCGCGGCGUGCGGCGCGGGGGGUGGCGGCGCCGCCGCCGACGCGCUGGGCGUGCAGUCGGCGACGCGGCCGGCGCUGGCGUUGCUGGACAAGAUGUAUGCUGCGCAGGCGGUGCUGGAGCAGCUGUGGGCGGAGCACGGCGAGGAUGUGGAGGGGUGGCCCAAGGAGGUGGUGGCCUCACUGGGCAGGCGCAACGCUGAGCUGGCACGCCAGGCUGAGCGCUACGUGUGCUCCGUGCCGCGAGACCGCUACUCUCUGCUGGGCUACCGGGCUGCCCUGGUGCUGGCGGCAGACGCCGAGGCGGGAGACCAGCUGGCCUCCUUCCUGAGGGGCACCUCGGAGCCGCAGGAGGAGAUUGACAAGCUGCUGUCUGGCGGCAGCGCGCUGGGCGGCGCGCCCUCAGACCCCUGGGGCCUCGGCGGCGGCGCCUUCAACGCCUUUGCGGAGCCCGGGGCGGCGGCGGCCGAUGCCACCUUCCCCGCGCCCGCCCCGGCAGCGCCCAGCCCCGCCAGCACGCCGCGCUUUGGCGGCGGCGACGACUGGGGGGCGCCGCGGGCGCAGUCGCCGGGCGGCAGCAGCGCGGGCGGCGGCGGCGGCGGGUCGUGGUUUGGGGAGCAGGGCGGCGGCGGCGGCGCCGCCGCCGCCAAGGCCGUCGGCACCGGCACCGUACUGCACACGUUUGUGGGCGACUACAACCAGCCCGAGGAGCUGUCUGUGUUUGAGGGGGACAAGGUGGAGGUGCUGGAGGAGGCGGAUGGCUGGAUGCUGGUACGGGACCCGGGCGGGCGGGAGGGCCUGGUGCCCACCUCCUACCUCCAGCUGGACGCCCUGUACCAGCAGAAGCUGCAGUCGGCGGCCGCCGCCGAGGCGGCCGCCGCCGCGGCCGAGUACCAGCGCAAGGCGGCGGGCACGCCCACGCGGGCGCACCGCCGCGGCGCGUCGGUGGACUGGGGCCAGCAGCAGGGGCAGAGCAAGGAGGAUCUGCUGGACAACAUCUUCUCCUCAUACACGGCCAGCCCCAUGCCCGCCAUGCCCGAGGAGCAGCCCGCCAGCUUCGGCGACUCAUCCUCCUUCCUGGGCGGCGGCGCCAGCAGCAGCACCUACGCCGCCGCCGCCGCCGACUACGGCACGGGAGGCUCGCUGUCGCCGGUGGCGCGGCAGGACUUGUUCACGGGGGUCACGGGGCGCACGGACUCAAUGUGGGCGGCCCAGCCGCUGCGCCAGGACAGCCUGCAGCGCUCAUCCGACGCGUAUGGCGAGACGGCGGCGGGCGCCUCGCCGCGCGGCGGGGUGGGCCGCCAGGCAUCCAACGCCGGCUCCGGGCCCACCGCCGGGCACCACCGCACGCCCAGCGGCGCCUCCUCCUCCCACCGCCGCACGCUCAGCGCGGCCAGCAGCGGCGGCGGGUUUGGCGGCGGCACCGACUUCUUUGACCAGGGCUCCAUGCCCAACACACCCAGCCGCGUGGAGGGGCCCGAGCGCAGCGUGGUGGCAGGUUUUGUUGGGGAGCUGGAGGGGGAGCUCAGCGUGGAAGCCGGGGAGCGGGUCAAGGUGCACAGUGAGGUGGAUGGCUGGGCGCGCGUCAUACGCCUCUCCGACCACCGCACGGGGCUGGUGCCCUCCUGGGCCGUGGGCGCCGACUGA
This is a messenger RNA of Chlorella variabilis, 3984 nucleotides long. RefSeq lists its product as hypothetical. Gene Ontology annotation, molecular function: protein binding. NCBI's taxonomy places the organism in Eukaryota, Viridiplantae, Chlorophyta, Trebouxiophyceae, Chlorellales, Chlorellaceae. The record is from RefSeq and is a predicted model, not a curated record. Bases 1 to 3984 code for a protein of 1327 amino acids. The transcript has 20 exons.